GUAUGGACAUGUAAAUGCGAUGAAAUGUGGCUUAUGUUUUUUUUGCAGUUUGGUGUGCCAUCUUACAUUGUGUCUCUACGUCACGAGUGUGUUCAUGGGAUUUUAUCUUCACUGGAGUCCCUCAAAUGCGCCACAGAUUUUGGGCUGCAGUGUAACUGCUGUGAGCCACAGAGAUGGCUGAACCAGCAAAUGAGAGAGAGAGCAGUGAUUUACAGCUCCCCCAGAAUCCCAAGCCUGUGGAUUUCUUUUUACGGCACAAGUCCUGCAACACAUAGUGGAUGAAACAAACCGGUAAAAUUUACUAUGCAACUUUUAGACACCCAUAAACUGUACAAAAUACACAC
This is a messenger RNA of Geodia barretti, 344 nucleotides long. NCBI's taxonomy places the organism in Eukaryota, Metazoa, Porifera, Demospongiae, Tetractinellida, Geodiidae. The record is from the annotation of a GenBank genome assembly.